Mauremys mutica (yellowpond turtle) is the source of this 2295-nucleotide messenger RNA. RefSeq names its product kinesin-like protein KIF20B. The record is from RefSeq and is a predicted model, not a curated record. The transcript has 15 exons. The coding region runs from base 1 to 2295 and encodes 764 amino acids. Gene Ontology annotation, cellular component: nucleus; spindle microtubule. Gene Ontology annotation, biological process: mitotic spindle assembly; microtubule-based movement. NCBI's taxonomy places the organism in Eukaryota, Metazoa, Chordata, Testudines, Geoemydidae. Gene Ontology annotation, molecular function: microtubule binding; ATP binding; plus-end-directed microtubule motor activity.
AUGGAACCAGUUUUGGAUAAAGCAACAAUGAUAAGACCAUCCUAUAUUGCUAGUAUUGAGCUAUCUCCAAGAAAGUGGCCAGUAAAUGUUGAGGACCUUAAAGCAGACCUCUCAGAUGAAUUUUCCCUGGUUUCUUCAAACUUGGAUAUAAGCCAGAGGAACAGUUUGGAUUCCAAGGAACAUAUACAAGUUUGCCUUCGUAUUAGGCCUUUCACAGCAAGUGAAAAAGAAAAUGAAUCUCAGGACUGUGUUUCUAUUCAAGACUCAACUAGCAUUAUAUUGAAAGGCCCUAAGAAUUCAAUGAUCUGUCAGCUGAGUGAAAAAAAUGUAGGGCAGAUGGUGCAGAAAUUCACUUUUUCACGAGUAUUUGGACCUGAAACAACUCAGGAAGAGUUCUUUGACGGUACUGUGAAACAACCAGUACAAGACUUCUUGGAGGGACACAAUCGUCUUAUUUUCACUUAUGGUGUGACAAAUGCUGGAAAAACCUACACUUUCCAAGGGACAGAAGCUGACAUUGGUAUUCUGCCAAGAACUAUGGAUAUGUUGUUUAAAAGCAUUCAUGGCCAACUGUAUCCAGAUAUGGAUUUCAAACCCCUUCGAUGUAAAGAUUAUAUAAGGCUGACUAAAGAACAAGUGAGAGAAGAAAUUGCUGUGAAAAAUUCAAUACUUCGUCUAAUGAAAGAGGUAGACUCUCAAAACAGCAUAAACAAUCACAGCAAAACUUCAGAAUCAUCUGAAGACUUGGAAGAACUCCUAAAAGAACCUGAACAGCCUAACACGAGCAUGGCAAGCUACAUGAAAUUUUCUGUUUGGGUUUCCUUUUGUGAGAUUUACAAUGAGUGCAUUUAUGACUUACUACUCCCAGUGUCAAAUGACAAGAAAAGAAGGGUGCUACGUCUUGCUCAAGACAUCAAAGGCUGCUCUUAUGUAAAAGAUCUGCAGUGGAUUCAGGUUUCUGAUUCAAAAGAAGCUUUUAAACUUCUGAAGCUCGGAUUGAAGCACCAGAGUAUUGCUUGCACAAAACUGAAUACUUACUCCAGUAGAAGUCACAGCAUAUUCACUGUUAAAAUGUUAAAGAUUGAAGAUUCCGAACCACCAAAUGUAACACGAGUCAGUGAAUUGGCACUCUGUGAUCUUGCUGGCUCAGAGAGAUGUACCAAGACGCGCAAUGAAGGUGAUAGAUUGAAAGAGAGUGGAAAUAUUAACACCUCUCUACUGAUUCUAGGCAAAUGCAUCAAUGCACUCAAGAACAGUCAACGGUCAAAGCUGCAGCUGCAUAUACCAUUUCGGGAAAGUAAACUAACUCACUUCCUUCAAGGCUUUUUCAGUGGAAAAGGGAAGGUAUAUAUGAUAGUAAACAUCAGCCAGUGUGCAUAUGAUGAAACCCUCAAUGUGCUAAAGUUCUCUGCAAUUGCCCAAAAAAUUUGUGUUCUAGACGCUUCUAAUGCUCCCCAAGAUCAUCCAUUUGUCCAGAAGUCUGCAAGAGAAGUCUCUCUCAUAAAUAAUGUGGACACUAAAAUCCAGGUAGCAAGAAAAAGAGCCACUGUACUUUGGGACAGGAGCCUGGAAGAUGUGAUAGAAGAUGACGAUGAUUUAACUGUGGAUAACAAUGAGACACAUGAGGAGCAUGAUAUGGCAAAAGAGAUGCCAAAUGAGGAGGAGGAAAAUAAAGUAAUUAUUGGAAAAGAAGAUUAUCUGAGACUACUAAAUAUAAUAGAAGACUUGAAAAGCAAGUUGAUCAAUGAGAGAAAAGAUAAGUUACUCCUGGAAUUAAAAAUUCGUGAAGAAGUCGCACAAGAACUUACUCAGUAUUUGGCUCAACAGGAAACAGAUUUCAGGCAAUGCCUUUCUUAUGAACGAGAAUUGCUAGAAGAAGCUUCUGAACAACGCUUGGAAAUCUACAAGGAUUUAGUAAAUGAAUGUGCCAAAAACCUGGAUGAAGAACAGGAGAUAAAGGAUUCCCAUUGUAAUGAAAGAGCUGGAAUGCUGGACAACACUGUAACUACCAUUAAAAGACAAAUGCCAAAGGAGAACAGCGAUGGGACAAUAGAAGGCACUCAGUCUAGUGAAAGUGUGAAGCAUGGGUUGGAUGUAGGAAGAAAACACUGUUUUGAAAGUAAGCCUACCCAAGAGGAAGAGCCACCUACAAAGAAAGAUACCAUUUCUACCACAGCCGAACAGGGAGCCUUCCGAAAAAAUCUGAAUCCAAUGUCAGAACAAAAGCAAAAAUUCGCAAUUCGUAAACUUUAUCAUCUGAGGAGAAGAAAGUCAGCAAAAUUAAAUGCUAAAUGA